Trypanosoma cruzi is the source of this 354-nucleotide messenger RNA. RefSeq lists its product as uncharacterized. The record is from RefSeq and is a predicted model, not a curated record. Lineage: Eukaryota; Euglenozoa; Kinetoplastea; Trypanosomatida; Trypanosomatidae. The transcript has a single exon. Bases 1 to 354 code for a protein of 117 amino acids.
AUGCAUUUUAUUCCGUUCGUUUAUCAGGCCUCUUUUUUUUCCAUAGUUAAUGCGGUAGGGUCCGUGUCUGCUUGGUAUUUGACGCGGCGCCGCAUGAUGCUCUUUACUGGGGCGUUUAACACCACUGUGGCCGCCGUGGCUGUCUACGCCUACCCAUUUGAUCCUACCCUUUCCAACGCGUACGUGUCUAUUGCCGCGACUUGUGCCUUCACGCAAUUUAUUCUUCAUGGCCUUCGCACAAAGGCCUUAAUGGCAUCCACUCCGCUGGUGGGUGUUUACUAUCUUUGGUGCCUCUCGCUUCUUGUCUACGGUGUGCAGCGAGGCAGGUGGGCGUACAUCCUCCGUGAUGACUGA